Molecule: messenger RNA, 1761 nt
Organism: Fomitopsis serialis
Lineage: Eukaryota; Fungi; Basidiomycota; Agaricomycetes; Polyporales; Fomitopsidaceae
Product: activator of Hsp70 and Hsp90 chaperone
Exons: 5
Coding region: 1-1761 (586 amino acids)
Molecular function (GO): Hsp90 protein binding
Source: RefSeq, a predicted model, not a curated record
AUGGCCAACGCGCUCAAAGACCAGGGCAACAAGGCCUUCCAGGCCAAGGACUACGACAAGGCGAUCGACCUCUUCUCCCAGGCGAUCGCGCUCGACCCAAAUAAUUUCGUGCUCUUCUCGAACCGGAGUGCGGCGAAGGCGGGAAAGCGUCAGUACUCCGCCGCACUCGUGGAUGCUGAGCAGUGCAUCAAGAUCAAUCCCGCAUGGUCGAAGGGCUACGCGCGCAAGGGUGCAGCCCUCCAUGGACAACGCCGCUACGACGAUGCCGUCGCAGCGUACGAGACUGGCCUGAAGCUUGAGGACAGCCCCGCACUAAGAAAGGGUCUGCAGGAGGUGAAGGACGCGAAGGCGUCCGACGAGCGCGGCGACGGCGCAGACGCGCUCGGCCUGGGCAAGAUGUUCGGCGACCCCAACCUGAUCGGCAAGCUCGCUGCAAACCCGCGCACCGCGAAGCACCUCGUAGACCCGGGGUUCGUGGAGCAGCUCCGGAUGCUCCAGAGGAACCCGAGCCUCGCGCAGGGCGCCCUCAACGAUCCCCGCAUGAUCGACGUGCUCGGCGCGCUCAUGGGCAUCGACAUGCAGGGCUUUUCGCGCGAGGAGGGCUCCGACGAGCUCCCGCCCGGCUACCAGAAGGCGGAGCCCGAGCCCACCCCCGCGCCCAAGCCUACGUCUCCCCCGCCGCAGCCCGCUGCGUCGUCGAGCAAGGCGCGAGAGCCACCAAAAUCGGAGGACGUGAAGAUGGCGGACCCUGAGGAGGACGAUGAGGACGCGAAGACGCGGAAAGAGGCGGAGGCAGAGAAGAAGCUCGGUGCUGAGGCGUACAAGGCCAAGAAGCUGGACGAGGCGGCUGUGCACUUCCAGAAGGCUUGGGACAUCUGGCCACAAGACAUCACCUUCCUCACGAACCUCGCAGCCGCGUACUUCGAGCAGGGCGAGUAUGACAAGUGUAUCGAGGCGUGCGACAAGGCGGUCGACGAGGGCCGCUCGCUCCGCGCUGACUACAAGCUCGUCGCGAAAGCACUCGGGCGCACGGGCAACGCGUACGCCAAAAAGGGCGACCUGCCGACCGCGAUCAAGUUCUACAACAAGUCGCUCACGGAGCACCGCACGCCGGACGUCCUCGCGAAGCUGCGCGAGGCGGAGCGCACGCAGGCGGAGGCGGCGCGGCUCGAGUACAUCGACCCGGAGAAGGCCGCGCAGGCGCGCGAGGAGGGCAACGCGCUCUUCCACAAGGGCGACUUCGCGGGCGCGGUGAAGGCGUACACGGAGGCGAUCAAGCGCGCGCCGACCGACCCGCGCGGGUACAACAACCGCGCGAACGCGUACACGAAGCUCGUCGCGCUCCCCGAGGCGCUCAAGGACACGGACGAGGCGAUCAAGGUCGACCCGACGUUCGUGAAGGCGUACGUCCGCAAGAGCCACGUCCUGUUCGCGAUGAAAGACUUCACGAAGGCGAUCGAGGCGAUCCAGCGCGCGGCGGACGUGGACACGGAGAAGAAGCACGACAGGGAGAUCCGCGAGCAGAUGACGAGGUGCGAGAUGGAGAUGUACAACCAGCGCGCGGGCGAGAGCGAGGAGGAGACACUCCAGCGCGCGAUGCGCGACCCGGAAAUUGCGAGCAUCAUGGGCGACCCUAUCAUGCAGUCCAUACUCCAGCAGGCACAAGGCGACCCUGCAGCACUACAGGACCACAUGAAGAACCCCGCCGUCCGCAACAACAUCAUGAAGCUGAUCAACGCGGGGAUCAUCAAGACACGAUAA